AUGAUCACUGUCAAUAUUGCCCGGCGAAAUGUUGGCCCUUCCCAAUCGGAAGACCUUGACGGUUUGCAUCUUUUCGACGUCAACAUUAUCAGAGACAACGGCACGUCGCACAUCGGAUCAAAUACCUCAGUUACCAUCCGUCCUCUUCUUCUUCUUCUUCUGGCAACUGGUGCCCCGGGCCAUAUUGAGCCACCAUAUGGGGGGGACUGGGUCAGCGAACAUGCGCAGGACAUGAUGAAUGCACUACAGACGCAGAUGAACUCUCCAUCCGACUUUUACGGGAAAAAAGUAGUCAUUCGUAUUGCAGAACAACCCUGGUUCAACAAUAAUAACUCUGAGGAUCACAAUACCGAAGACCACAUGCCCAUGCCGCGCGUUCUUUGGGAGUUCCUAGAGCGGCUCGAGGUAUGGGAACCUAUGAUGCGGCCGAUGGAGGUCAGCAUGGUGCAGACACUGGCUACUGGCACUCCCCAACAUCUCAGCCAGGAUUUCAAAGGAAACAAGGUUGAUGACCAGGAGAACGAAGGACAAAGGAGGAUCCUUGUAUUGUCGUGUCGUGCUCCUGGUCGUUCCACUCAUGCCAGCGAGCUCACCCUCUCAGUCUCGCGUCCCAUUCUACAGGCGGCAGGAGAUUCUACGAGCCCCAUCUUCAUACGACCUGGGUCCUUUCGUGCCUUGAAGACUGAGCUCGAAUCCCACCCUAAAGGCUACUUUACUGCAAUUCAUUUAGAUAUGCUGCUUGUCCACAAGCGCCCUCGAAAAUCCGAGCCCGAGACUCCCAGGAUCUACUUCCAAUUCAUCAACCAAAACAAGACUGAGGUGAUAGAGGAGGACCUAAAAGCCGUCGAUAAAGUUGCGGCACUGCUUCUGCUUUAUGGUGUUCAGGACGUUGUCAUUGCUCCCUGUCCAUAUGCCAGAUCCGCCGUUGAGACUGCAGCUACCGUACUUUUGAGCAGUGGAAUACAGACCGUGGUUACUUUGGCCUAUCAUAUCACUGAAACUGGCGUCGAGGCAUUCAUACGAUCGCUCUACACUGGGUACAUUCAUCAGCGUCUCCCUUUGGAAGAGGCCGCUCGAGCAGCUCGACGACGCUUGAGGGGAAGUGAGGGCGAUGAGAGGUUGCCCAUUUGUGAUUUCGUGGUACUUACUUACUUCAACCCAGAGUGGCUUCCAUCCACCGGUUCGCGUUCUGACUGCAAAACUCCCAAGCAAGAGCAGAGCCAUCCUAACUCGCUGUAUGGGCGAGAACAAGACAUUGUCCACCUAGAAUCAAUACUUUUGCUUGGAAAGCCACUACCUCUAUUGAUCUAUGGCAUGGCUGGUAUCGGCAAAACCACUCUUCUGGAUCAUUUAUGUACAUGGUGGAAGGCUUCGGGUAUGAUCGAAGAUGCAAUCCAUAUACACCUCAACUCGAGUGAACCUUUCAACAAGGAUAGCAUGCUACAACAGCUGCAACGCCACUUUGUUCCGAACUCUACUCUAGACUCAGAAGAUAAAAGCUCUUUGUAUGAGCAUUUCGAGAGUCACAAAUGUCUCAUCGUGAUUGACGAUCUCGACUCAGCGAACUUCAACCGACAACAAAGCCAAUUCAUCAAUCUUACCUCCAAGCUGUCCAAGUCUGGUGCACUUGUCAUUCUUGCUUCGCGCAAGCGAGAAAGAUGGCUGAGUAAGGCAAAGGUAUACAAAAUUUCUGGGCUUCACAGUCGAUCAGCGACUCUGAUGGUGAUGGACCCCGAAUUCAGGGACCGCGUCACUGAUAAUGACGAACCUUCAUCUCCUGAGCCAAUGGCAAAGAACAAGACACAAGAAGAGAGAGAUUGUCUUGAGGCUGUUAUUGAGAUGGUAAACGGAAAUCCCCAGGCUAUAGAAAUUAUGACUCAAAGUGGGCUUUACUGGUCAAGAGCUCCGAAAGACGUAUAUUGCUUCUUACUCGGACUUCGCUCAAACCACUCUGCUGCGCCUUCUGCGAGCUUUGGGACUUUGGCCACCGACGAAGAAUCUGAACAGCCAAGCAACAGAACGCGACUUGAUGGUAUAUAUGAGGAACUACGAAGUACGGACUGGGGAAACGGAUUCCUGCCUAUAUUGCUUGCGCCAUUCAUGGGUGUUCUGCCCACCAAAGAUUUCCUCACCAUUUUAUGCAUCUGGAGCACAAGAGUGACCAAGGUGCUAGGAAAGGCUGCGUCUACACGGCUUGUGCACGCUGCACUCGACUUGGAUGUGUCUUACAGAGACAACACCGAGCUCACAGAGGAGACACGCGUCUUCAUUGAGACUUUACUGAAUGCUGCUGAAGUAGCGGAGCCUGAGGAAAACCUGGCGUUGUCGGGGUCUAGCGUUCUGUUUCAUAAAGACCUCGAGUUUUCCGAACCAGCGUCACCCGCUGACAGCUUUCUGACAGCCAGGUGUGACCGCAUCAAAGAUGGGCUCGUUGAUGGUGGAAUGCUUGAAGAUUUCACUGAGGUGCCGGAUUCGAUGAUCCCAGCAGACCGACGAAUUAUGCGUUUGAAUCCACUGAUUCCUUUGCUUCUCAGGCAACAUCCAGCCUAUAAAAACAACUCCUUUUCGCUUCAAUUGACAGUGAAUGAAGCAUUUGUACUAUACUACUGCUAUAGGGGGAAGAAAUGGCCUUGGGACCAUUGGGAUGAUCAUCGCGAAUGGGGAGUAGUUGAUGCCGAGAUGGAGAUGGAAUUCGACAAUUUUGCAUCUGCCUGCAUGACAGGUCUCGUGCAAAUCGACCUCGAUACAACACAUCUAAUGGGACUGAUGAGAAUAGCCGCUGUGCUCGAGCAUGGGGCUGGCGAAAAGUUCUACUACAGAAAGACUAUAAUUUCCCAAGUGUGGACUGUCGCUCUGGCCAAAACCCUUAUAGAGCUGAAGAAGCUUCAAGGCGAGGGUCGAGGUCGCCAGACCGAGAUAUAUAUGUUUUUGUUGACUGCUAUGUAUUUCAGCUCUGAACUAGGUCGAUUCCAUGGUCUUGACCGCGAGGCGGACGAGGUGGCCAAGUACAAAGGCCUCAUCGCCCAAUUUGCCGUGUUGUCCAGCAAAAUGGUCCCGGAGAAUGUCGAAGUAAAGGCGCAGAAGCAUAAGCUAUCAGGGAGAAAGGAACUUGAACGUCUCGCUGAAUUAGCAGCGGACCCCGAUCAAGAUAUCCUGUACUCUAUCCGAGGGCAAGUCACCCGCGUUUUUAUAUGGAUUUCAAACCCUUUUGACACCAGGUCCUUUGUGGGACUGGCGACCACUACAUUAGCGUCGGUUUAUGUUAAAAUGGCUACUAUACUAUAA
Molecule: messenger RNA, 3285 nt
Organism: Fusarium fujikuroi IMI 58289
Lineage: Eukaryota; Fungi; Ascomycota; Sordariomycetes; Hypocreales; Nectriaceae
Exons: 2
Coding region: 1-3285 (1094 amino acids)
Source: RefSeq, a predicted model, not a curated record